AUGAUAUUCAAUCGCAUAGUUAUUCAAAAUUGUCUUAAUGUUUCACAGAGAUGUGUAUACAGCGUGAGAUAAAGUAACAGUUAUGAUACUUGUCAGCUAAUCUUUUAAUUCGAUUUAAAGCGGAUUUAAACGAGAGAAAAAAAACCCGCUUGGAUUAAAUUUGAUUUAAAACUAAGAUCUAGUUUGAAUGACGUGCAUAAACGUUACACACUCGUGUCAGAAUCAUGCCGUUAAGAACUUUACUUGGCUACGAACCGAGAGAUGUUAGGUCACGGGAAAACUACGGUGGAAACUUUAUAUCGUUUGCUCCAGCCCGUGGCGUCAUGGCCACAAAAAAGCAGAAGUACCAGGCACCUAUGGCACGCGUGAAGAAACUUCCACCAAUUGACGAGGUGAGUGCUGGUACUCCUCGACCAACACCGCGAAAUAGUCAAAAUGUUUCUAUUCGCCGGGUGCCAAGAAAAGUGUUCGAAGAUGAGGAUGACAUUUUUGCACGUCCUUCUCAAGUGAAAUCAAAACCUAUUCUACCUGUUCAACCAAUACCGCGAGAAAGAGCCACUUCUCCACCACCUUUAGAUAAAUACAUUUACGAACCUAAAAAAGAAAUUGUUAGACAUCACGAUCUGUCACCGAAGGACGUUAAUCAUACGUUAGUGGAUGGCUUAGUUGCAGAUUAUCUGCAUUACGCAAGAUAUGGUCACGUGAUUCCUGUAUACGAAGGAACUAGCAGUACAACAUGUCCGUGUUGCACGGACAGAAAUCGACAAAACGUUCGAACUCUGCUUGGUUUUCCGAAAGACGUUGCGACAGAGGCGCCAACAAAAUAUGAUCAAAAAUCCUCUAUAAAACAUGUAAAAAUGGACGAGGAACUUGGCGCAGAGACUUCAAUGUAUCCAAAUUCUUUAUACGCACAAAUACAGAGGCAGAAGGCGCACAGGAAAGAACCAACACCAGAAGAGAAAAGACUAAAAAAACUUGCCGAGCAGUCUCACAAGCAGACUUGGAUGAAUUAUCAACCUUUACCUUACGCAACCAACUUCUUAAAUCCAGAGUUCAACCGUCCGUCCGAGUUAAAAUCACUACUAUAUGACACAGACACACACGGCUAUAUGAAGCAUAAAGUGCUCGAAGCAGACACAAACUUUGAUACCGCUAUGAAUAAACUUAGCGGUUACACAUAGCCCGUUAGCAUAAAACUAAAGCUCCAUGCACGUUGAAGAAGUUUGUGAAGUUGAAAAAGUUCGGAAACAAACGAUAUUAUAUAUAUUUGUCUCAAUUAAGAAAAAAAGCGUACAUCUCCGAAUGAGAGUUUUGGGUAACGCAACCAUCUUUCUUUGGUAAUUCUUAACACUUUAUGACUGUGUUAAAAGCGAUGAUUUAAAUCUAUCCACUUCCAUUUUAUGGUGUUGUAUGAAACAAUGUGUGUCACAAUUCCGGUUCAAAGCAUUUCACUUUUGUAUCAUGUAUAUGAAGAAAACAUGUCGCUAUUCCAUGACUAUAUUUAACGUUUGACGUUUAUACGAAAAUCGUGUUAAUGUUUCACAAUUACAAUGAAUGUUAAGCAUAUACUUUGUUCCAUAUUGAAUGGCAUUUAGUGCAGUAUACUGAAAGUUUCAAGCUUUUUUUCAUGCAGAAAGCUUGGGACCCAUUUAGAAAUACAACAAUUUAUAUAAACAUGGCAACAUGUGUAAGAAGCCUGCAUUCUAAUGACAUGUGACAAUUUCUUAUAAUAUCGAUGACAUUUUGAAAAUAUAUCUGCAAACAGAAUUUCUCUACAGUAAACAUUUUUAGUAUACAUUUAUAUACUAGUUCAAGCACAUGUUUGAAUUUUAACGCUCUACACAUUACAGAUAAAAAUAAAAUUAUUUGAUCAUCAAUGAAA
Mercenaria mercenaria is the source of this 1882-nucleotide messenger RNA. RefSeq lists its product as uncharacterized. Lineage: Eukaryota; Metazoa; Mollusca; Bivalvia; Venerida; Veneridae. The transcript has 2 exons. The record is from RefSeq and is a predicted model, not a curated record. The coding region runs from base 225 to 1181 and encodes 318 amino acids.